CAAUUUAUUCGAUAGGUUUAAUUUGUUGUCAAUCCUUUACUUUUUUUCCUAUUCAUUCAGCAGCCUUGACAACGAUUUUUAUUUGUUUGUUUGCUUCAAUUAAAUCAAAUCAGUGUUUUUUUUUUGUUGUUGUUUUUGUUGCUAAAUUAUCAUUCAGAUCAGAAAUAAACAAUAAAUUUUCAUUGAUUAUUCGGGUGUUUCCGUGUUUGAUAUUUUGUUUUGUUUUUUUUUUGCUAUUUUUCGAAGUUCAAUACACACUGUCACUAUUUUGUUCCUUGACGAAAAAAAAAAUGGGAAGCUGGUGUUGUUGUUUUUCAAAAUCGGAUACCGAUAAUGAUGAAACACAAGGUAUUUUGGAUCAUCCAAUCGGUAUCAAUGAUGGUGAUUCACAUUAUGGUUCAACAAUGGUCAACAAUAAUUAUAAUGUUAAUCAAUCAUAUCCAAAUCAAAAUAUUCCUAAUCAAAUGAAUGGUUCGAAUAUUAAACAACAACAAUUACAACAAACAACAAAUCAACAAAAUCAAUUAUAUCAAAAUGUUUUAGAUCGUCUUACAUCACGUGUAAUUGAUAUAGCGGCUAUUGAAAAAAGCUGUGAACAAGCUGAUCUUACUGAUCGUGAACAAACAUAUCGUGAUAAAUUAAUGUCCAUACGUCGUCAUGUUACGUUGCCUUCAAAUUCUGCAGCAACUAUUCAAGGUAACCGAUAUUUUUUUUCGGCCGAUUAUCCACAUAAAAAUAAAGAUCCAAUGCCAAUGGAUGAUUAUAAAUUCAUUACCGAAUUAGCAUUGAAUUUGAAUGCAGCCAUUCAGGAUGGUUUCAAAAUUCAUUGUGACGAACCUUUUGUUGUAAAUUUUGAUGCCUGA
This is a messenger RNA of Dermatophagoides pteronyssinus (European house dust mite), 863 nucleotides long. RefSeq lists its product as uncharacterized. Lineage: Eukaryota; Metazoa; Arthropoda; Arachnida; Sarcoptiformes; Pyroglyphidae. The record is from RefSeq and is a predicted model, not a curated record. Gene Ontology annotation, cellular component: Ragulator complex; lysosomal membrane. Gene Ontology annotation, molecular function: guanyl-nucleotide exchange factor activity; molecular adaptor activity. Gene Ontology annotation, biological process: regulation of receptor recycling; positive regulation of MAPK cascade; cellular response to amino acid stimulus.